ACCACACAGAAUGCAAGACGACGAGACGAGCUGGGCGGGCGAUUUCGAUCCCUUUGCGGAUCCGGAGGAGCGACGGGUGCUUUUUGCUGCCUUGGAUUCUUUCCGGCAAUACCGUCGAACAGCCCAUCUCAACACCACCCAUCGCCGCCGGCAGGCCUUUUACGCCCUCCCCUCGGCCCACUGGCAGCUGCUCGCCGAGGCUCCUUUCUCCCUGCUGGACACCUUGAACAGAGUGGACGACGCUAUCGAUGUCAACGCCGACAUCGCAGACGCCGUCCUCGCCACAGGCCUACAGUCCUUUGGCUUACCCGCGGAUCCAUCGACUGAUCCAAAGCAAGAGGCUACUACCACCACCACCAACUGGCACGACACGGCCACUGCCGCGGAUGUGCAAAAGGCCCAUUCCACCAUCCGCCAGUUCUUCCGUGACUGGAGCGCCGAGGGAGCUCCCGAACGCGCGGUAUGCUAUGAGCCCGUGCUGCGCGCCCUGACUGCCGAAUUCGACCCCGGCGUGCGAUCCUCGACUCAUAUCCUCGUCCCGGGAGCCGGGCUGGGUCGUCUCGUCUUCGAGCUCUGCCGCGCCGGUUUUGCCGCCGAGGGCAACGAGAUCUCCUACCACCAGCUCCUGGCGAGCAGCUGGGUGCUGAAUCACACUGCGGGUCCCCGCCAGCAUUCGCUCUACCCGUUUGCCCUACACUUUUCGAACCUGCACUCACGCGAGCAACAGCUACAGGUCGUACAGAUUCCAGACGUGCACCCGGCGACGGAGAUGGUAGCAGCAGCAGCAGCAGCAGAAACCUCGGAGAAUACCAACAUCCCUGCUUUCGGUUCGAUGAGCAUGUCGGCUGCAGACUUUGUGGUUCUGUACAGCAGUGAAGCCCAACGGGAGGCCUUUGAUGCCGUUGCGACGGUAUUUUUCAUCGACACCGCACCAAAUCUGAUCCGGUACCUCGAGGCAAUCCGGCACUGUCUGAAGCCAGGAGGUGUGUGGGUUAACGUCGGGCCUCUUCUAUGGCACUUUGAGGACAGAGGUAGUCACAAACAUGAUGGUGAUGGUCACAGCCACAGUGACCAAGGAAUCGGCGAACCAGGGAGUGUCGAACUGACCGAAGAAGAAGUCCUCCACCUCAUCGAACGGAUGGGGUUCCGUCUCGAACAGCGCCAGGCAGCGGUCGAGCGGCCGAGUUGUGGAUAUAUCCAGGACAGGGAUAGUAUGCUUUUGAAUCUGUACAGGCCUUCAUACUGGGUAGCUAGAAAACAAUAGAGUAGAUGGUACCUA
This is a messenger RNA of Penicilliopsis zonata CBS 506.65, 1279 nucleotides long. RefSeq lists its product as hypothetical. The record is from RefSeq and is a predicted model, not a curated record. NCBI's taxonomy places the organism in Eukaryota, Fungi, Ascomycota, Eurotiomycetes, Eurotiales, Aspergillaceae. Gene Ontology annotation, molecular function: S-adenosylmethionine-dependent methyltransferase activity. The coding region runs from base 11 to 1264 and encodes 417 amino acids. The transcript is spliced from 2 exons.